UUAUCCGCGUCCCGCCAAUAUAACUGUUCUUGAUACUUUUUUCUUACGAAAAAUUAGGGAAGUAGACAUUAUUUUUCUUAUUUUCAGAUUUGGAACAAGAGUUUUGUACGUUACAACAAGUGUGCUUCGAUAUUUGUGCAUGUUUCAUAACACGUGUUCAUGUACGAGUCGAUAGAAAGAAGUCGGAGCGGAAUCGCAAUUAAAGUUUAAAGGACUGUGCAAUGACGACUCAGGAAAGUCAGAUAGAAUGCGAUGUAAAUAUUCAUUUUGUCGUUCCGAAUCAUUGUAAAUCCGAAAAUGACUGCGACGAAAAGAUGUGGCAGGCGUUCAACAAAUGCAACGAAUAUGGUUUGCAACCAAUGUGGAUUAUUGAAGAAGCAUGUAACAAGAUACAGCCAUCAAAGAACGAUGUAUUUGUCAUGGAAGAAUUCAAGGGUGAUGUAUUUGCAAAGCUGAGAAAUUUUAAGUGCUCUGUGUAUUUCAGCAGAAUAGUGUCACCAAAAUGUCUGCUUAAUUGUUUUAACAAUGGAGAACCCAUUCCAGAAGGAAAAAAUCCAAUAUAUACAACAGCUAUGAGAGGAAUGUGUAUUUGUGCAUCAGGUUUUAGUUCAGAGAACAAGGAUCACAUACAACAGUUAGUAGAAUAUAUGGGAGGUUUCUUUACAAAACAAUUGAGAAGUUCUGUCACACACUUAAUAGCUGACUCUGUGAUGUCAGCAAAAUAUGAGUGCGCUAUAGGUAUGAAAAUACCAAUUAUGACAAAAGAAUGGAUAGAUGCUGUCUGGGAAGCAAAUUUAAAAGAAGAUAGAGAAGUAAUUAAGGCAGAUGAUCAGAUAUUUGAUAAAUACCAAUGUCCUGUUUUUAAGAACUUAACGGUUACUACGACCAAUCUUUCUAAACAUCAAAAAGAAGAACUCAAACGUCUGAUACAUGAUCACGGAGGAACAUUUAUGGGUCCUUUAGAUGGAAAAAAAGUGCGAGUAGUUCUAGCUAAUGAAAAUGGCCCGUUAAGUGACAAGCUAAAAUACGCUAUGAGCAACGACAUUGCUUGUUUAAAACCUGAUUGGGUGUACGAGAGCAUUAAAGUGGGAUAUGCUUUACCGUUUCAAAAUUUUAUUAUUAAAUCCAAUAAAUCAUGUUCGACACCAGAAAAGUCAAACACUCGUGCAACACUGAAUUGUUCAAAUAUUAGCACCAUACCGUUUGAAAAGCCUCAAAACACUUACGUAAACGAGACUCUCAGUUCGACAAUAUCGAAUUUUUCUGUUGUAGAUGCAGGUACCGUUAAUUUCUCUGCAGCUGCUGUAAAUGUUCUGGAUCGACUCACCUUUAGCGAAGCUAAAUCAGCCGGACCGUUUCUUGACGGAUGUAAUAUUUAUCUCACUGGAUUCGCGACAACUCUCAGGGACAAAUUAAAUAGAAUACUGAAUGUCGGGUGUGCGAUGCGUCUCGACGAUAUAUCGGAUGCCGUAACGCAUGUGAUCGUUGGUGACAAGAACAAAGCUUCCGCGGAACUGAAGGCGAUAAAAGCGAGAGGUUUACGAUGUUGUAUCGUGAGUAUAGAAUGGCUGGAAGAGAGUAUGAAACUGAAGCGGCCUGCGCCAGAAGAACGCUUUUUGUUCGAAGCAAGAGAUGAAGCUCCUAAAACAAUUGUCGGAACACCUGCUUCUCCGCUUAGUAAAAAGAACUUACAAAUGUUGCAACAACCAACGAGACCUUCUGUGCCGACUUUCAAUUUAGCGAAGAAACUUUCGUCUGCGAACGAACAACCACAAUCUGAUCUUGUGCAGCAGUAUCUCCGAGAAAGUAGUGAAUUUCAUACUACGACGGAAGAAUUCGUGAAACCUCGAACGCUUGUUCCGGAAGAUAAAACUGUGACAACCAGCCAGAUACGUCUGUCAGAUAUCGCACAAACUAAGAACAUCACCGAAAACGAUAGUAUCGAACCGCUCAGUCAGAGCUUGGUGAACGAGAAAUUAUUCAAAGGUUUAACAUUUGUUGUGACUGGUUUCGAGGACAUUAAUGUGAAGGAAACAAUUGUCAUGCUGGGCGGUCGGGUGGUUUCGAAUUCGUAUAGUGGUAUCCCGGACUAUGGCGUCGUACCUAUGCACGGAGCGUCACUAAAACACACGGUCAAUGAAAUUGUGACCGAUUUAUUCAUCGAGGAUUGUAUCAAUCAGGAGCGUCUCGUCGACGUUACGUAUUAUCACAGACCGUUAUCUAUCAAAAAAUCGUGUAGUCCACUGUCGGAAUGUGUCAUAACGAUGAGCAUGUAUACCGGCUCGGAACGAACGUAUCUUUCGACAUUGGCCACCAAACUUGGCGCUAUAUGUCAGGAUAUGUUUGCGCGCAAAGCCAAUGCAGAGAAGAACACAUACGGCAGCACGCAUCUGAUUUGUCCAACUCCAGAAGGAAACAAAUACAACGCGGCGGUGAGGUGGAAAUUGCCCGCUGUCACUGCCGCUUGGUUGAUAACUUGCGCCGAGCAAUUAACGCACGUGAAUGAAACUCCAUUUCUCGUCGGAGAAACAAUAGCACCAGAUAGAUCACAUCUUACGAAUGUCAGCGAAAAUAUACCAAAUUUGACGGAACAGAUCACACCUAGAACUAUUCUUACACCAAAGCGUUUCUUAUCAGUCAAGCCUCAAGGAACAUCUGCGGAAACUCCAUUAAUAAACAAGAGACUCAGUCUCGUAAUGAAUCAAACACCGAAAUCACCAUUUCAUUUGUCUACUCCGGAGACUCCUUAUGGACAGGUUUUCAAGCCUGAUCCUUCACCCGAUACACGAAAAGGAUGGGUCAAAUGGGUGGACAAUUUUCCAGAUCUGCAAGUGACAGAACCACCUGCAAAACGGCGCGCUCCUAGCACCCCGCUUUCAGAGUUGAAGAGACAACUGUGGGAUAAACUGAAGAAUCCAGGUCAAGUAUUUGAAAAAGAAGAUAAAGCAGAUGAAGCGACACUGAGGUCAGACGAUUCUUUUGUGAAAAAAGCUGAAGAAAAAAUAAGCGAUCAGCCGAACAAAAAUGUGUCAUCAUCUUCCAUGUCUAUUAACCGAAAACUUGAUUUUAAUGAAGAAGAUACUCUAACGCCUAAUAAGUCAAGUAACGAGAUAAACAUGCAAAUAGCAGAAUUAAACAAAGUACUUCAACGAACAUCGAGUACUCCCGAGAACAGAUAUUCGUUAUCUGCUGAAAAGAAAUAUGAUGUCGAAGCUUCUGAUCAUAUACAAAAUUGUAUUGUAAAGGACUCGCAACCUAUUGAUGCUAUUGUAUGGGAAGAUCCGAAUCAUCCAAAACGACCAUCGUCAAAUCUUCAAAGAUAUGGUAAUAACCAGUGCGGCAUAGUUGAUCGUGAAAGUGAAGAAAAUAACACGAACGAGGAACAUAUUAAGGAAGAUGCGACGAAAUACAGAUGCGAAUCACCAAUCACACCAAAGUUUAUGCUCUCGGGUAUACAGAAUAGGAGUGCGUACGAACGAAUAAUAAAAGAACUUGGCGGAAACGUGUCGACAGACGCGAACUUCGACAAUAGUGCCACGCAUCUCCUGUGCGUCAGACUCUCUAGGAACGAGAAAAUGCUUGGCAGUAUAGCCGCUGGAAAGUGGAUUCUUUACCACUCGUAUUUACGUGACUCCGAACAAGAAGGCAGAUUCCUCGAUGAAGAGGAAUACGAAUGGGGUAAUCCAAAGAGUCAGAAAAAGAUUCCACAACCGAACAGUGACAUGGAGCAAGCGAUAGCGACUGCAGCUCACAGAUGGAGAUUGAAAUUGCAGAAGGAACCGGACGGUCCGUUUUCCGAUAUGGUGGCACUGCUGAUGGUAUCCGAUGAGAAGUACGAUCAGUUCAAGAGACUGAUCGAAGCCGGCGGUGGUUUAGUCACGCAAGCAAGACCGCCCUAUGAUGCUAGCCCGUCUGGACACAAAAUUACGCACUGUUUCGUUAAUGUGAAACAGGUAAACCAGCCUAUAGACUGGGCCAUGCUGGCUAGUAAAGGUAUCCUCUGUUUCUUGCCGCAAUAUCUUAGCGAUUAUCUGACAGCAAGACAACCGCUCAAUCCACGAGAAUGCGUUCUUCCAGAAUUCAAGAAGUACCUAACACUACUGCCCAAGUAAACAAGGAUUAUGACUGACUAGAAAUAUUUGAAAUAUAAUGAUGUACAUAGUAAAUAUGAAGUUUUUGCACCGUAGAGGUGAAACAUUUUUUUAAUUUAACUGAAAUUUACUGAUUUUUGUUCAUUAUCACAUGUAUUUACCUGUACAUUUAAUAUAUAAUUUUACAUCUCAGUAUUGUUAAAUAAUGUUAAUGUAUCAUUAAAUUAAGUUAAUAG
This is a messenger RNA of Pseudomyrmex gracilis, 4327 nucleotides long. It is a transcript of the gene mus101, whose product is annotated as DNA topoisomerase 2-binding protein 1. The coding region runs from base 222 to 4112 and encodes 1296 amino acids. The transcript has 26 exons. Gene Ontology annotation, biological process: DNA replication initiation; mitotic G2 DNA damage checkpoint signaling; mitotic DNA replication checkpoint signaling. The record is from RefSeq and is a predicted model, not a curated record. Lineage: Eukaryota; Metazoa; Arthropoda; Insecta; Hymenoptera; Formicidae.